AAACGAAAACAAUCCCGUCUCUCCAUCGCCUAAAAGGAGACAGAACACCCGCCUUCUCCGUCUCCUCCCUUCCACGCCCUCCGUCCCCGCCUCCGAUCAUAUCCGAAACCCUAGAGAAGUGAGGAAUCCUGGAAUGGCUCCAUGAUCCCACAUUACUCUAAUCCUUGACUUGAAGAUGGAUCAGGAGAAUUAAUUAUUAAUAUGAGAGCUGGGUGCAGAGAUGAGGCAUGCUAGGUUCUUUUGAUCACUUGCAUUUCAGAGGAUUAGAUGCCUCACGGCCCUAACCCCAUUGACCAUCCUCUACGAGAUUACGCGAUCGCGUUGAGUCCUGUUCAUCCCUAUCGACAUGCUGGAGACCGUCCAUGAGAUCGCCAUUUACAUUCAUCGCUUCCAUAACCUCGAUCUCUUUCAGCAGGGAUGGUAUCAAAUAAAGAUAAGUGCGAUGAGAGAAGAUUCUGCCCUGCAUUCUUAUGGGACUCCAUCUAGAGUUAUUCAAUACGAAGCCCCAAAUAUAGUACCAGACAAUAUAUUUCCUGUUUGGAGGAUUGAUGAUACAGAGCACAGCUUCAGCACCCAGUCAUUCAUAGUUAAAUAUUCUAGACAGGAUGUUCAUCUAUCGGUCAUGGUGUCUUUUAACUUUGCAAUAGGGAAAGAUGAGAGACCGCUAAACACUGCAAUAGUUUUGAAGUUUGAACUUAUGUAUGCUCCAUUAUUGGAAAAUUGUCAAGAUAUUCAAGCCCCUUUAGUUAUGCUUCCAACUUCAGUCCAUGAAUUCAGAAUCCCUCCUAAGGCACUUCUUGGUCUUCAUGCAUAUUGUCCUGUUCAUUUUGAUGCUUUUAACUCAGUGCUUAUUGAUUUAAGUAUCCAUAUUGUUUUCCUGAAAUCUGCUACCAGCAUACGUGAGAAGGUGCCAAGCAAGUCUCCAAAGGUGGACACACUUGCUCAAGAAUGUUACGAUGAAGCUGAUCAGUUAUUAGGUCAUGGUUGGUGCUCAAUAGCCAUUGAGACUGUGAAGUCCCUGUUUGUUUCUCGUGAGAUGAUUUUGGAAGAAAUGAAAAACUUGAGCAGCACAAUAGGUCAACCUAUUGAUGAUUUUCAUGAUGCUGACCUGAAUCUUGGUAGAUUUGAGUUUGUUGGCUCUUCAUUGAAAACUGAUUUAUCUACCGGUGAUGGGGGCCUUUAUAGGUCAAAGAUGGGUGUUGGACAUUUGGCUGGGAUGCUACAAAAUAUUUUGGAGAAAUCAGACAAUACAGCUGAUUUUGGAAAUGAUGUCAAGCUCUGCUCUCUGUCAAAGGAAGAACUGUUGAGUGUAUGUUUCACUUUGGGUAGCCAUCUGUCUUUCCUAUGGAGUACGUUUUUGAAAUUCCAUAGGAAAAAUAGAUUUUCCAUACUUGAACAUCUCCAUGAUACUUGGGCUAUGGGACGCAAGGCUGAAUGGUCGAUAUGGAUGGUUCAUCUGAAAACUCAAGUUCCCCACCGUUACUUGAAAAGUGGAGCUGAUGAUUCUUCUCACCAUAAUGGACCUGGAAAUGUUGGUCCAAGAAAGUCCAGUGAUGAACCAACUCAAAUUGCAGUGGCACGUGCGGAACUUCACCGGAAAAGUAUCAACCAAAUGAAAAUCAAUGGCCUAUAUAUUCAAGACAUGCAAAUUUUUCGUGAUCCUUCACGAGUACCUGUUGUUCUUGUAGAACAGCAUGUUAUUAACUUUCCCAACAAUUCAUCACAGCUUUCUUUGGAUCAGAAUGAUGCCACAGUAACUGAGGAAGAAAAUUUAGUGCCCAAGUUCAGCAUGGGAAAUAAGAGCAGCCAUAUACUACAUGCAGUUGUCUUUGUCCAUGGUUUUCAGGGGCACCAUCUGGACUUACGACUUGUUCGGAAUCAAUGGCUUUUGCUAGAUCCUAGAGCUGAAUGUCUCAUGUCAGAAGCUAAUGAAGAGAAGACUACAGGAGAUUUUAGAGAAAUGGGCAAUAGGUUAGCUACAGAAGUGAUUCUCUUCCUUAGAAAGAAGAUGGAUAAGCUUUCAAGAUAUGGAGGCUGUAAAGGCAUAAAGCUUAGUUUUGUUGGACAUUCUAUUGGAAACAUUAUCAUAAGAAGCGCCUUAACACAGAGUAUAAUGGAACCAUUUCUAAAGCACCUGCAAACGUAUAUGUCGAUAUCUGGACCACAUUUAGGGUACUUGUAUAGCUCAAACUCUUUGUUCAAUUCAGGAAUGUGGCUUCUGAAGAAACUAAAGGGUGCCCAAUGCAUUCAUCAAUUGACUUCUACUGAUGAUCCAGAUCUCCAGAAUACCUUCUUUUACAAGCUUUCUAUGAAGAAGACACUGGAAUAUUUCAAGAACAUCAUCCUCCUGUCCUCCCCACAGGAUGGUUACGUUCCUUAUCAUUCUGCCAGAAUUGAAUUGUGCCCGGCAGCCUCCUUGGAUCAAUCAAAGAAGGCACAUAUUUUCAUGGAAAUGCUCAACAAUUGCUUGGAUCAGAUACGCGCUCCCUCCCAUGAAAGGCGAGUGUUUAUGCGGUGUGAUGUGAAUUUUGACACAUCUUCUCAAGCAAAAAACUUGAACACCUACAUUGGCCGUGCUGCACACAUAGAAUUUCUUGAGUCUGACAUAUUUGCAAAAUUCAUCAUGUGGUCUUUCCCGGAGUACUUUCUUUGACAAACUCUCCUUUAGCCAACCAUUUCCAUGCAACUUUCUGUUAGCCUACUUUGCAAGUGUCAACUGUCAAGCUGAAAUGGAACCUACACGAGCAUGUUGAAAAUUAUCCGGAGCUAUUCCUUUUCCUCCCUUGAUUACAAUUAUUUGGGACUUUCUAAUAGAUGUAUUUGUCUUUAUAAUUAUGUCCAUGAUGUGACACGGUCAAUUGCUGUGUUGAUCAAAUUUUAUGUACCUUACUCUCUCGAUAACAUUAUUAAAACAUUACAAGCAUAG
This is a messenger RNA of Zingiber officinale, 2926 nucleotides long. RefSeq names its product protein FAM135B-like. The record is from RefSeq and is a predicted model, not a curated record. The transcript is spliced from 15 exons. The coding region runs from base 347 to 2653 and encodes 768 amino acids. Lineage: Eukaryota; Viridiplantae; Streptophyta; Magnoliopsida; Zingiberales; Zingiberaceae.